CCCACUAACACUCCCCCAACAGCCUCCUCUUCACUUUUCCACAAUGAUCUUCUUCUUGUUUUUCUACUGAAACUUCAUCAUAUCAGAUAAGCCAUGGAACCAUCAAACAGCAGCAAGUCCCGGUUGAUCGGAGACUACAUACUGGGCCCCAAAGUUGGGUCGGGUUCGUUCGCCGUGGUGUGGCGGUCGACCCAUCGCCAACUGGGUAUUGAAGUUGCGGUGAAGGAGAUUGAUAAGAAACACUUGAGCCCAAAAGUCAGCGAGAGUUUACUUAAAGAAAUUUCCAUUCUUAGCACCAUCAACCACCCCAAUAUUAUUCAUCUUUUUGAGGCCAUCCAGACCAAGGACAGGAUUUACCUUGUGCUGGAGUACUGUGAUGGAGGUGACUUGGCGGCUUAUAUUCAGCGACAUGGGAAGGUUUCAGAGACUGUGGCUAGGCACUUCAUGAGGCAAUUGGCUGCAGGAUUGCAAGUGCUUCAGGAAAAACACCUCAUCCACCGGGAUUUAAAACCACAGAACUUACUCUUGUCAGCCAAUGAGGAAACCCCACUAUUGAAGAUAGGGGACUUUGGUUUUGCAAGAUCCGUCACACCGCAAGACUUGGCUGACACACUUUGCGGUUCACCAUUAUACAUGGCUCCAGAAAUUAUUCUGAACCAAAAGUAUGAUGCAAAGGCUGAUUUAUGGAGUGUUGGAGCAAUUUUGUUUCAGCUAGUGACUGGGACGCUACCAUUUGAUGGGAGUAAUCAAUUACAGCUUUUCCAUAAUGUUCUGACAUCUACUGAGCUACGGUUUCCACAAGGUGCUUUGGAAGAAUUGCAUCCAGAUUGUAUAGAUCUCUGCAGAAGCCUUUUGCGUCUAAAUCCAGUUGAGCGAUUAUCGUUUCAGGAGUUCUUCAAUCACAAGUUUCUCAGAGAAGCGAGGGUGACAGUGAAUGUUGGACAUACUUUGCCACUUAAAUCAACAGAUGAACAGCCUAGUUCUUCUGCCUCCGGUAAUAUGUUGCAAUUGCAUGCCACACGUCCCAUCGACUCAUCUAUCAGAAAUCUGAGUUCAGAUUCAGCUGCAAAUAUUAAAGGGCUUGUGCCAGAUUUUGCAUGUGAUAGGCCAAGGAAAUCUGUUAGCCAAUAUCCAAACUUACAGGAUCAGCCUCGAGUUUCUGAUUCAAUGGAGUCCAUUGAAAAAGAUUACGUGAUGGUUAAUUCUCAUUUUGCGUCAAUGGAGAGUUUCUCUUAUUACCUUGAACACUCACUGCAACUUGAUUCAACAACCAGAGCUUCUAUCGGUGCUUCUAAGCAGAAAGAUCAUGGUAUACCACGUGUCAUCAAACCUGAGGAGCUGCCAGCGAACUCUGUUGGUGUGGGAAGUUCACAAACUCGAGGAUCAGCUAUAGUACCAGCAUCUUGUGCGUCGACUCUGUUACUGGAAGUGCAAGGAUUAUCUAUAUUGCAUCCAUCGACCAGGCUACAUCUGUUGCAUCAGCAUGCUGAGGUCCUUGCUGAUCUUUCUCAGGAAAAGUACAAUGCAGGACUAUAUCUAGAGUCAUUUUCAGUUGAACUGGUUGUUUUGGCCAUAUGGAAGAAAGCCCUUCAAAUUUGCGGCAAUUGGCAGGCAUCAGUUGACAAGGAUGAAAUACCCGAAAGCAGUUCAGCGAAUGCAUCCUCAGUUGUUCAGGGUGGCUUUACUAGUUCAGGGAAUACCCUAAACAAUUCAGAAAAUUUAGACUUUACUAGUCCUUCAUCUGUUUCAGUUUGGGCCGAGCAAGGUUUCCUAGUUGCAUUUGAUCGUGCAGAGAAGUUAUCCUAUCAUGUCCGAGAUAUGGAUGGUGCUGCUGAAGUACCAGAUGCAAUGGAAAUUAUAUUCCAAAAAGCUCUAGAAGUUGGGACAACUGCCGCUGUAGACGAGUAUAUGGAGAACAAGGGUAGUGCAGCAGCAUUGUACACCAAAGCUAUGCUUCUGCUCUCUUUUAUUGCAGGAGAAGCAACUUCUCUGCCCCUGAACCCUCCAUUUUCCUUAACUCCGGCCAAUAAGAAGCGAGUCCAGCAAUACAUGGUAAACUUGGAGUCCCAUCGUAUUAAGUUUCUCAAACCAGAUCCAACUCUGGUGCAAUUCAAAGACUCCAUUACGAAGUAAAUAUUACUGGUGUACAUCCAUUCCCAACAAGCUACCUUCAUUGUGCAUAGUACUGGUACGGUGUAAAUUGCGGUCAGAUCACCAAGCAGUUUUUUGAAACUUUGGGUGAUGAUGAUGAUUAUUAACAGUGACAAAUAUCUACUAUCUUCCCUAGUAGACCACAGGCUAUAUCGAACGAGAUUACCUUUAUUGCACGAGUUCUGUGUAAAUAACUUUUCCAUUCUUUGUGUGGACACUUGUAAAUAUUGUAAAUAUUGUAAAUAUGGAUAGUGGCUAAUACUCGUGCUUGGCUAUUAAAGCAAGGGCUAAACUUUUGUCAUGACAAUCAAUCCUCACAAAAUGUGGUUCUUGGUGUG
Fragaria vesca subsp. vesca is the source of this 2489-nucleotide messenger RNA. RefSeq names its product serine/threonine-protein kinase atg1-like. The record is from RefSeq and is a predicted model, not a curated record. Gene Ontology annotation, biological process: autophagy; autophagosome organization; peptidyl-serine phosphorylation. NCBI's taxonomy places the organism in Eukaryota, Viridiplantae, Streptophyta, Magnoliopsida, Rosales, Rosaceae. Gene Ontology annotation, cellular component: autophagosome; cytoplasm. Bases 94 to 2133 code for a protein of 679 amino acids. Gene Ontology annotation, molecular function: protein serine/threonine kinase activity; ATP binding. The transcript is spliced from 13 exons.